Messenger RNA from Paramecium sonneborni, 2050 nucleotides. Lineage: Eukaryota; Ciliophora; Oligohymenophorea; Peniculida; Parameciidae. The record is from the annotation of a GenBank genome assembly.
AUGAUCGAAGUUACAUUCAUAGUUAAUUAAUUGAGUAUUCAAUAAACUCAAUCUGUCUAUUUAGAUCAAAGGAUUGAUUUUCAUAUUCGUCAUAUAUUGUACUAAGCAUCUGUUGAUUUAUAUAAUUGGGAAAACAUUUAAUGUUCAAUUAUUUAUAGUAAUGUUAAAUAUGGCUGUGAUAAGACCUUUGAAGAAUUAAAUAUUACAAAUAAUUCAAAACUAUCAAUAAAAUUUACAAAACCUAUUUCUAUUGAAAUUUUGAAUUAAUAAUUUGCAUCCAUAUAAUAUUAGGCAGAUGCUUUUGAUAGAAUUAAAAUGUUUUAAGAAUGGAUAAUAAAAAAUCAUCUAAGAAACGCUCAGUAUGAGAUUUAAAUCAUAGAUGCAAGUAAUGGAAAAUCUAUUUAAGAUGAAACUUGGAUUUAAAAUGGUAUUUAAUAGUCUAUUCAAGUUUUGUUGAAUAUAAAUGUUAAAUAAAGUAUUUUAUGGCAAGGUAAUUCAAUAACUAUAGAAUUUAAUGUUUUUUCACCAAUCUCAUAGUUAAUUCAAAGUUUAAAGAAUUAACUUAAAAUAAAUACAAUAAUUUCAUUGUAAUACCAAGAUAACAAUCUUAAACCUGAAAUAUUAUAUUUCAAUUAAAAUAUUCCUCUCAAUAUACAAUUAUAAGCAAAUAUUCCUAAUGCAUUAACUUAUCGAAUAUCAUUUCAAAAAUAAUAGAGAGAGAAAUAAAUUACUUGUAACUCAUAUUCAUUUGUUAGUGAAAUCAUUAGAUAAUUAAGAUCUUAAUUUUAGAUAAAUAAAAGUUCUAAUAUUUUAUUAAAAUAUUAUUGGAUUUUAGAUACAAAGAAUACAUUUGCUUAAGAAGAUAUACCAAAUUUUAGUUUAAUAGAAUUAAUAGAAGAAGAUUCUUAAGGGGAAUUUUAAAUAACUCUAAGAAAUAUUGGUGAGAAUGUAGAUUAAUAAUAAAAUGAUAUAAUUUGUUUAGUAAGAAUUGAUACAACUCUAAAAUAGUUGUCAUAAAGAAUACCUCAUUAAAUUAAUGAAGAAGUUAAGUUUUAUUUAGAUUAGAAUGCUUAAUAAUAAUUAGAUGAUUAAUAAAAUAUGGAGAAUUUAGAUGUUUGUUAUGGAAUGACAAUCAUGUAUAAAAUAGAAAGAAGACCAAGAAUAACAUAAAUCUAUAAACAAAUAGAAUAAAAAAAAUUUGGAAUUCUAAUUGUUAAUAUGAAUUCCGUUACAACAUAAGAAUUAGCAAUAUAAAAUGAUGUUUUCGCUUUAGCUUCAAUAAUGAGACACAAUUUUGGCCUUCCAAAAAAUUAAAUAAUUAAAUUUUCAAUUGGUACAACGUUAUUAAAGGAUGAAGAUAAUUUAGAUAAAAUUUUGGAUGGCAAAUUUGAUAAUUUGUAAGCAAUUUUUUUGGAAACAAUAAAUAUAUAUCUAAAAUAUUUACACAAUGAUUCUAAAACUUUGAUAACUGUAAAGUUGGAAGAUACUUUAGAAAAAAUCUCUAAAGAAUAAAAUCUUAAUGGUAUUUUUAAAAUAAAUGAUAAGUCUUUAUCAAUAAAUGAAACAUUCGCUUAAUUAUAAAUUUAUAAUGGAGAGACUAUAAUUUAUGAAAAAACUACACCAAUUGAAGAAGAGAGUGAAAAAAUUCCAUCAAUUAAUAAUGAUCCUAUUUCAUAAAAUUAACAACUUCAUUAACCCUCUCCUAUAAAUAGCGGUAUCUAAGAAAGUAAUGAUUAAUAAAAGGAACUUCCUGUAGCAAAACCUUAAAAUGUAUAAUCAAAAAUUGAGAAUAUAAUUAAGGAAGAGGAUUUCAUUAAUGUUAAUACCUAAGUUGGAGGAAGAGUUUACAAAUUUAGAGCAAAAGGCACCUAAAGAUUUGAAGUUCUUAAAUCAAUUCUAUACGAUUUUUUAAUAAAAGAAGAGCCAGAAAGGAUAAAAUAUUAUAGUCUUGUUAAUGAAGAAUAAGUUUUAAGGGAUGAUAUACUAAUAUCUUCAUUAAAUAAACAAGAAAUAAACAUUUAACUUAAAUUAAAGUAAAAUAUUAUUUGAG